AACGUCACACAACCAGCAACCAAAACAAACCGAUUAAAUUUAAUAUUUACCUAAAUUUAUAUUGAAGGUUGCUUCAUUUUAAAAUAAAUUUAAUGUGAAUGUGACGACGGCAAAGCGUUUAUUUUCAAUUUUUUUGCAAUUAAAUGCUGAAGGAAAAUUGCGAUUACGAUGCCCCGCAUUCACAAAAAGGAUCCAACGAAGCGAAAGAGCCGCGUAAUCAACGAUGAGCAGCUGAAGAGGGCUAUGGAUGCGGUCGCCGCCGGCAUGACCGUCCGGAUGGCGCAAACCAAGUUCGGUAUAUCGCGGUCGGCGCUGCACCGCUACCUCAAGCAGGCCCGGCUCAACCCGGACGAACCGGUACAGGUGGGCCGAAAGGGUGGCCCCAUUUGGCUGCCGGAGAAUCUCGAGAAGGAGCUGGUCAGCACGGUGAUGCUGUUUUCCACCCAGGACAAUGCCUUGACGAGCCUGGAUUUGCGCUGUUUGGUCAAGUCUUACCUGGACCGGGAGAAUCUGGUGAUUAGCAAGUUUAAGGACAACAUGCCGGGCUACGAUUGGUCCCAGAGCUUCGUGACGAGGCACGGCCUGACGGACUUUAUGGCGGGACGUACCAAGAGGCGGAAAGAGGACAGCUCGCGCAAGGGGGAGGACCCGAUGUUGGCAGACCCUUUGGAGUGUUUCGUUAAGGUUGAGAUGGACGAACUGGAGGACGAUCCAAGUUAGAUAAUUAAAGUUAGGUUUAAACCAAGCAC
Messenger RNA from Culex pipiens pallens (northern house mosquito), 749 nucleotides. RefSeq lists its product as uncharacterized. Lineage: Eukaryota; Metazoa; Arthropoda; Insecta; Diptera; Culicidae. The record is from RefSeq and is a predicted model, not a curated record. Bases 169 to 720 code for a protein of 183 amino acids. The transcript is spliced from 2 exons. Gene Ontology annotation, molecular function: DNA binding.